Physella acuta is the source of this 1162-nucleotide messenger RNA. Its product is annotated as autocrine proliferation repressor protein A. The record is from RefSeq and is a predicted model, not a curated record. Lineage: Eukaryota; Metazoa; Mollusca; Gastropoda; Physidae.
AUGAUUCCUAUCCUACAGGCUGACCCUAAGCGAGAAGACCGUUACGAGGACAGCAUCAUAGCUUGGACCUGGCGAACGUUUCUAGAGAACGGUUCCAAUCCUGAAAUUAUUCUACGUCUGCCCAUGACAAAAGCUGUAGUCAGAGGGAUGGACACUGUUUCAACUUUUGCCAAAAGUUUGACUGGAUUUGAAAUUAACAAAUUUGUAAUUGGCGGCGAAUCAAAGCGUGGUUGGACGACCUGGACAACAGCAGCCGUUGAUGCGAGAGUUGUUGGAAUGGUGCCAACUGUCAUGGAUCUGCUCAACAUACAAGAAAACCUACACCAUCAUUAUCAGUCACUUGGAGGCUGGACGUUCGCCUUUGAAGAUUAUUAUAACCUCAACGUGACCCUGUAUUUGGACAGUCCGAAUAUGCCCUGGUUAAGGGCGGUCAUUGACCCUUUAACUUACCUCAUGAGGUACACCAUGCCAAAGCUGAUUGUGACAACUUCCGGUGACGAGUUCUUCCUACCCGACGACUCCUACUACUACUUCAACAAGAUCCCUGACCCGAAAUACUUGAGGGUAAUCCCCAACGCUGAGCACUCACUCAGUGGCCACUACCUCAGCUAUCUGAUGACCGUGCGGGGAUUCUUCCUGAACAUUCUGGAAAACGCCCAGUUCCCGAACGUGACCUGGGUUCGAACCAGCUCCUCCGUCAGCGGCAAGACGGUGGUGCAGACGUCUCGACCACCCAAAAACGUCACGGUGUAUCACGCUACGACUCUGAGCGACGGCCGCCGCGACUUUCGAUUGGUUGUGAGAGAUGCGAAGACUGGUGGGAAACUCCCCCAUCCGGUGUUGUGGUACAGCACGACGGCCAAACAAAACUCCCCGACCGAAUACGAGGCCGAGUUCAUGAGACCCGUCAACGGCUGGACUGCCUUUUUUAUUCAGCUACAGUUUGACGGUCUGUAUGACUCGACAUUGGACUUUACGACGGAAGUUAACGUUGUUCCCGACACUCUGCCGUUCCCGGAUUGUUCCGGGGUUUCCUGCUUUGGCAAGUUGGUGUAGUUCCCCCCUCCCCUCACCCCAACUCUGGUGCUUUCCCCCUUGUUCUGCUGUCAGAGUUAUCUGUGCAUGAAUCUGUUGUUGGUAUUAAAAUACAGUAUUUAACAAA